UCAGACCCUGGAAUCAUGCCGCAAGCUCAAAAGAAAACAACUUCUGUCUCCUUGACAAUAGGAUCAUCCUCUCCAAAGACAGGAGUGACCACAGCUGUGAUUCAACCAUUGUCUGUCCCCGUUCAACAGGUCCACAGUCCAACCUCGUAUCUCUGCCGACCAGAUGGAGCUGCUCCUGCCUACUUUCCUCCUAUUUUUACCAAGGAACUGCAAAACAUAGCAGCAUCCGAGGGUCAGGUGGUGGUCCUGGAGUGCCGGGUCCGAGGAGCACCCCCUUUGCAGGUCAAGUGGUUCCGACAAGGGAGUGAAAUUCAAGACUCUCCAGAUUUCAGAAUUCUACAGAAAAAACCUAGAUCUACAGCUGAACCUGAGGAGAUCUGUACCCUAGUUAUUGCUGAGACCUUCCCCGAGGAUGCGGGGAUCUUUACAUGCUCAGCAAGAAAUGACUAUGGAUCAGUAACCAGCACCGCCCAGCUGAUUGUCACCUCAGCCAACACUGGAAACUGUAACUAUGACUCAGUGGGAGAAUCCAACAAUGAUCACUUCCAGCACUUUCCACCUCCCCCUCCAAUCUUGGAGGCGAACUCCUUUGAGUUGGCAUCAAAGAAACCGUCUGAGGUCCAGCAGGUGAACAGCCCUGAGUUAGGGCUCAAUGUGGCAGCCCUUCAAAUGCAGUUCAGUUCUGCUGAGCGGGAAACAAACGGAGUCCAUCCCGGCCAUGGAGUAAAUGGACUGAUUAAUGGCAAAGCUAACAGUAAUCAAUCUCUUCCAACACCAGCUGUCCUACUUUCACCCACUAAGGAGCCACCACCUCUGCUUGCCAAGCCAAAACUGGACCCUCUGAAAAUCCAGCAACUCCAGAACCAAAUCCGACUGGAGCAGGAGGCCGGCACGCGGCACCAGCCGCCCGCCGGCGCCCCGCGCAGCGCGCCCCCGUCGCCGCCCUUCCCGCCGCCGCCCGCCUUCCCCGAGCUCGCGGCCUGCGCGUCGCCCGCCUGCCCGGAGCCCAUGAGUGCGCUCGCCCCCCGCUGCUCCGCGCCCGCCAUGCAGUCGUCCGGCUCCUUCAACUACGCGCGCCCGAAGCAGUUCAUCGCCGCACAGAACCUCGGCCCCGCGUCGGGCCAUGGCACGCCGGCCUCCAGCCCCAGCUCCUCCAGCCUCCCGUCGCCCAUGUCCCCGACCCUGAAGCAGUUCGGCCGCGCGCCGGCACCGUCCUUCGCGCAGUCCUUCGGCGCCGCUGAGGCCGAGGCUCCGUGGUGCCAGUCCUCGCCGUCGCCCCCGCCGCCGCCCCCGCCGGUCUUCAGCCCCACUACGGCCUUCCCGGUGCCUGACGUGUUCCCGCUGCCGCCGCCACCACCACCGCUCCCCAGCGCGGCCCCGGCCGCCCUGUGCACCUCGCCCACGGCCCGCUUCGGCCACAGCCAGACGCCCGCGGCCUUCCUCAGCGCCCUGCUGCCCUCGCAGCCGCCCCCGGUGGCCGUCAAUGCCCUAGGCCUGCCCAAGGGCGUCACCCCCGCGGGAUUUCCAAAGAAGGCCAACAGAACUGCUAGAAUAGCUUCUGAUGAGGAGAUUCAAGGCACAAAGGAUGCUGUCAUUCAAGACCUGGAACGAAAACUUCGCUUCAAGGAGGACCUCCUGAACAAUGGCCAGCCGAGGUUAACAUAUGAAGAGAGAAUGGCUCGUCGAUUACUAGGUGCUGACAGUGCAACUGUUUUUAAUAUUCAGGAGCCAGAAGAGGAAGCAGCUAAUCAGGAAUACAAAGUCUCCAGCUGUGAACAGAGACUCAUCAGUGAGAUCGAGUACAGGCUAGAAAGGUCUCCUGUGGAUGAAUCAGGUGAUGACAUUCAAUAUGGGGACGUAUCUGUGGAAAAUGCAGUGGCACCAUUCUUUGAGAUGAAGCUGAAACAUUACAAGAUCUUUGAGGGAAUGCCUGUAACUUUCACAUGCAGGGUGACUGGGAAUCCAAAGCCAAAGAUCUAUUGGUUUAAGGAUGGAAAGCAGAUCUCUCUAAAGAAUGAUCACUACACCAUUCAAAGAGAUCUUGAUGGGACCUGCUCUCUCCACACCACAGCCUCCACCCUAGAUGACGAUGGGAAUUACACAAUAAUGGCUGCAAACCCUCAGGGCCGAAUCAGUUGUACUGGACGCCUAAUGGUACAGGCCGUCAACCAAAGAGGUCGCAGUCCCCGCUCUCCCUCAGGCCAUCCUCAUGUCAGAAGGCCUCGUUCUAGAUCAAGGGACAGUGGAGAUGAAAAUGAACCAAUUCAAGAACGAUUCUUCAGACCUCACUUCUUGCAGGCUCCUGGAGAUCUAACAGUUCAAGAAGGAAAGCUCUGCAGAAUGGAUUGUAAGGUCAGUGGGUUACCAACCCCAGAUCUAAGCUGGCAACUAGAUGGAAAACCUAUACGCCCCGACAGUGCUCACAAGAUGCUCGUGCGUGAGAAUGGGGUGCACUCCCUGAUCAUAGAGCCAGUGACCUCACGAGAUGCCGGCAUCUACACGUGUAUAGCCACCAAUCGAGCAGGACAAAACUCAUUCAGCCUGGAGCUUGUGGUUGCUGCUAAGGAAGCACACAAACCCCCUGUGUUUAUCGAGAAGCUGCAAAACACAGGAGUUGCUGAUGGAUACCCAGUGCGACUGGAAUGCCGUGUCUCAGGAGUGCCACCGCCUCAGAUAUUUUGGAAGAAAGAAAAUGAAUCACUCACUCACAGCACUGACCGAGUGAGCAUGCACCAGGAUAAUCAUGGCUACAUCUGCCUGCUCAUUCAGGGAGCUACAAAAGAAGACGCUGGGUGGUACACGGUAUCAGCCAAGAAUGAAGCCGGGAUUGUGUCCUGUACCGCCAGGCUGGAUGUUUACACCCAGUGGCAUCAGCAGCCACAGAGCACCAAGCCAAAAAAAGUACGGCCCUCAGCCAGUCGCUAUGCAGCACUUUCAGACCAGGGACUAGACAUCAAAGCAGCGUUCCAACCCGAAGCCAGCCCAUCUCACCUGACACUGAAUACCGGCUUGGUAGAAAGUGAGGACCUGUAAUCCAACAUUCUUUUUAACGCUGAAACACUGAAACAGCCACCAUUGCCUUGACCAACAUAUUCCUUUGUCACAUUAUGUAAAGGGCAAAACAUACCUUUGACUAUAAGAAAUAAACACCAAAAUAAUACUUUUCCUACUUGAUAUACCAAACUUAGAGUUUCAGUAGGUGAUGCUCAUAGAAAUGUACACAUUGCACAGAAAAUCUUCAUUCAUCAUCCAACUUAAAACUUGUGGAAUCUCUGUGAUGAAAGCGAUCUGAAAUGCCAAAAUGCUAAUGAAAAUCAGCUGUUCAAAGGUAACCAGAAUUUGUAUUCUCCAUAGUACCUUAAACACUAGCUGUAGGUGCUACACAGCAUGACAGUGUGGAAUCCUUAACAGGAGGCAAAUGUACCGCAAAUAAUACUAAAAUGUUUCUAAGUGGGCAGUGUGUUCAGACAGCUACAGUGAACCAAGUGCAAUAUAUAGGGAUGAAAGGAAGAGGAAAUGACAAAUCCAAGUAAAUGCCUUGUUUUUGCAAAAUUGUUUUAUAUUAAAUCAUAAGGAAUUACUGGCCUUUAAUUUUAUUAAUAUCGAGAGCUUUCUAAAAAGGUUAAUACCUUAGUUCUUAACCACCUUUUUCUUUAUGUGUAGUAUUUUCUUUUCAUGCUACCUUGGUAGGAAGCUUACUUACAAUCCAUAUUAAAAGGCUAACUUAAUUAUAAAUAAUACAAAGUAUUCCAAAUAAAGCAGAACUGUAUUACAGUCCAUUCCACAAAAGACAUCCAAAUCACCCAAAUGACCAAGGCGUAUAGUAUUCAGCGGAAAGAGGGGUCUGGAAGGAGUAGGAAGAAUGAAGGAAAAUGCUACCAGCACACUUGUACUCAUUUAAAUAAAAGUAGAAGAGGCAGGAGACACCUGCUUUUCUUUGGUGAAGGCCAGGCUUUUCUUUGGUUUUCAAAAAAAAAAAGUAUUUUUUUUACUUUAGGUAAAUACUUUAGAUAAAUACUUUUACCUAAAGUAUAAGUAAAAAAACACUGCCAUUCAAAUGUCAGGGGAUCUAGGGUCAGCUGGGAGAUUGGAGCACAUGUGCUGUGGAAGUUUUAAUGUCUGAAGUCUGUGUAGUCGCUGAAGAGGUUAGGUGUGUUGAGCAAGUGGAAAAUGGACCGAGACUGCAAGAAUGGCAUCAGUAAGGAAACUGCCUGUAAGAGAUAGUCUACUGGAGGAAAAUGGAGACUUGGGAAAGACAAAAACAGGUUUGUGCCACAAUCAAUUUUUUUCCAAUGGCACCAUGAUAUGGUGAAUGGAAAAUAUGAGUUCACUUCCAUGCUGCCAUGCAACCUUGCCUUAAGAAGGUGCUAGGUUCUGGGUAAUUUGUAAAGGCAUCUCUGCAAAGACUGAUUUUUGAAUGCAUAUGAUCCUGCAACAGCUAGACUGACAUGAUUCUGACCAGACUUGAUGGUUUUAAGUCGGAACCAAUAAACUUUAAAAAGGAGGAAAAAAACUAAUUUGGCCAGAUAUUAUAUUAUAAAACACGAGGUUUUAAUGGUACUUUGCUAUGAAAAGAAAACACUGUAUUCCUUAUGCAAAACACAUAUAUCUUUCAUUAUUUAUAAUAAAAAUGUUGAACUGUCUUAGCUCAGUUAAUUCAAUAUAUAGUAUUUUUUAAAAUAAUUUUAUAUCUGUGUACCACCCCAUAUAUUUCAUAUUACUGCUUCACAUGUACAGCUUUCUACUACUUUGUAAGAACACCAACCAACCAAGUUUUAAAUGACUAAUAGGCUUGAUCACUGGGUGGCAGAUGUUCUUUGCAGAGUAGUGCAAGUUUCUUUGACCACACUCGUAUGCGUUGCUAAUAUGGAAUUUAAGAUACCAUACAAAGUCUUUCAUGGACCUAGCUAUAUCGUAGAAUUAUGACUUAACAUCCUAUCUUACUUGCCAAAUUUUUCUGAAUGUGACUGUUUGCUAAUUUGCUGGGUUUGGGAUUGAGUAGCAUUAUUUGCCACCUUUUAUGUUGUAUUUAUAAAAAAGUACUAUCAUACUACUAUUUGGAUUGUUGUGCUGGUGUAAUGUGGAUUUAACAUCAAUAAAUAUUUAACAAAUAA
This is a messenger RNA of Enhydra lutris kenyoni (northern sea otter), 5114 nucleotides long. Its product is annotated as palladin, cytoskeletal associated protein. The record is from RefSeq and is a predicted model, not a curated record. Gene Ontology annotation, biological process: cell migration; dendrite self-avoidance; actin cytoskeleton organization. Lineage: Eukaryota; Metazoa; Chordata; Mammalia; Carnivora; Mustelidae. Gene Ontology annotation, molecular function: cell-cell adhesion mediator activity. The transcript is spliced from 18 exons. Gene Ontology annotation, cellular component: axon; plasma membrane. Bases 16 to 3033 code for a protein of 1005 amino acids.